UCUGUCCCAUGGCUGGGCAGGGCUGUGCAAUGGGGUAAGGGAUGGUGAGUGGGGAGGUUGGUUUUCCUCCUUUCCCUUCCUGCUGUGCCUGAUCCUUGGUUGCCCCAGACUGACUCCAUCUUCCCCUUUUUCUCCUGUUGCAUUCAGUGGAGGAUGGUGAGGAUGAGCUUGUUAAAAAGCCCAGGUAAGGGGAGCGUGUGCUGGGUUGGCAGUAGGAGCUACAACAUGCCCACCCUGGGCUCAGCCCACCUGGCUGCUUCAUCCUCACAGCUUGCAGUCACUCUAGAGAAGCUCUUUUCCCUGUUGCUCUUUCUUUUCUCCUCUCCUUGUCCUCCACCCUCAGGUCCCUCUGUCUUCUCCAUCUCCCCGGAGAUGAGCUGCUGGCAGAACCGCAGAGCGUGACCUGUGCUCACCCCACAAGAGGCACUGCCAGUGCUCAGCCACUGUUCUGACCAUCACCUUGGGAGGGUCCUGCCCAGGCACCCACCUGCCAGAUGGGGUCCCCAAAUGGGGUGUCCCUGUGCUGGGUAGGACCUGCUGGGCACUGCUGGCAUGGAGCUGGGGAGGCUGAGAUGCAGCACUGUGUACUGGACACAGUGGGUGGGGGUGGCUGGUGGCACUGCUAACACCUUGAUUGGGGUGUUGGGAGUUCCUGGGCAGGGACUGGACCUGGGGUACGAUGUUUUGGUGGGCUGUAAGGCUAGUCAGGAGUGAAUGCUGAUGGUAUUUCUGUAAGGCUUGUGUAUCCCUGAGCUGGUGGGGCAUACGGGAAGGAUGGGCUAAGCCAUGGGUCAACCACUGACUGUUGUGCCACCGUUCUUUCUGCUACCACAGGGAUGCCUGUGUGUCCAGCUGGGGUACAGGGCAACAGCAAUGAGUGCCGGGGUCGGGCAGAGGUGUUGGCAUGUGCCAGGGCACCUUUGGGAGCACUACCCUGUGCUGAAGCAGGGUCUGUGCUUGGUGCUGGCUGAGCUCCUGCCCUCUGUCACUCACAGGCAGCCCCCUCAGCUGCUGGAGCCCCCCAGCAGCCCCGUGUGCGACCCUGUGAAGCUGCGGAUGUUGCAGGACAUUGAUGACUCACAGCCCCACACUUGGACCUCCCAGUCCCGCUCCUUCCGCAAACUGGCCCGGCUGGUGGGCGCAGACAGCAUGGAGGAUGGUGAGGAUGAGCUUGAUAAAAAGCCCAGGGAUGCCCAUGGGUCCAGCUGGGGUAUGGUGGAGCAGCGGCAGCCCCCGCAGCCGCUGGAGCCCCCCAGAAGCCCCGGGUGUGAUCCUGGGAAGCUGCGGAUGUUAGAGGACGCUGAGGACUGGCAGCCCCGCACCGGGACCUCCCAGUCCCGCUCCUUCCGCAAACUGGCCCAGCUGACGGGCACAGAUGGCAGUGAGUUCCUGCAGGGCCUGGUGCUGGCUGGGGGUGAUGAACUGUGUUAGCCAGAAUCUGACAGAGGCUGUGGGGUGAUGUGUCACUAAAGGUUUGGUUUUGGCUCCCUUAAGGGCAGCUGAGCCAGCGGGAGCUGCCCGGGGCUGUGUGUGAGCUCGUGGUGGUGCCACUGGUCUGGGGCUGUGCUCUGUCCCAUGGCUGGGCAGGGCUGUGCAAUGGGG
Molecule: messenger RNA, 1602 nt
Organism: Corapipo altera (White-ruffed manakin)
Lineage: Eukaryota; Metazoa; Chordata; Aves; Passeriformes; Pipridae
Exons: 4
Coding region: 787-1431 (214 amino acids)
Source: RefSeq, a predicted model, not a curated record